Messenger RNA from Aspergillus nomiae NRRL 13137, 2409 nucleotides. Its product is annotated as putative INO80 chromatin remodeling complex (Ies1). Gene Ontology annotation, cellular component: Ino80 complex. The record is from RefSeq and is a predicted model, not a curated record. The coding region runs from base 1 to 2409 and encodes 802 amino acids. NCBI's taxonomy places the organism in Eukaryota, Fungi, Ascomycota, Eurotiomycetes, Eurotiales, Aspergillaceae. The transcript has 4 exons.
AUGGCCGAAGUCGAAAGCACCGUCGCAGACGACUCGUUCGUACAGUCCGAGCCUCAAGAUGAGCAGCAAACGCAUAACAUGACGGUCGGCACGCGACGCCAGGCAAACGGUACGAUCGGCUCCGUUUACUCGGGGAACAAAAUCAGGCAUCUCAAGAAGGAGGAUGGAAUUCCGUUAUGGCGCAAGGACAUCCAGCAUCAGUUUCUCAAACUGGUCUUCGAAGACAAGACACCCGUCUUCACUCGAUGGCCAGACGGAGAGAAGGGCCUGGACUUCGCAGAUAUCUACAUCGAUGCUAUGGCGAAGAGUAGCAAAACGAGUAAGAUUCUGAAGGAUAAACUUCAAAACGACAAACAGGCAGCCAUCAGCAUGGCGAUGGUCUGUCUGCUGGUGAACUUCGGACGCAUGAAUACCACACUCAACUUUUUCCCUGAAAUGCGAGCUCAACUACGGACUUAUCACUCUAUCCCUUCCUUGCAAGCGCACCAGGACCCCAAUGCCUACAAACAGCUACAAGAUGCCCCGCGUCUGAAGUCCAUCCUUAAGGGAGCAUCAGAGGAUUGUGAUCAGCCGAACACGCUCGAUAAGAUCCGACGUCAGCGAAUUCCUCGGACAAACCCGGUCCAUCUGAUCUUCGUUUUGGCCCAGUACGCUCCCAAGGUAUCUGAAAUGCACUUCUUCCCUCCCCGCGACUUUUUCGAUCUGGUCAUGAGAUCUACACUUAGCAGUAAGAGUCGUGCGAGGGCCUUCUUGUGGUUGAUGUGGUGGUAUUUGGAGAGUGACUUCUCGCAGGAGGCAGCCCUGAACAACCCAUUCGGCCCCGGCCUGGAUGGCGAAGGAACUGGGGGUCUGCCAAUCAAAGUACCAAACUUUGAGAGCCUCACUGAAGAACAGGCAAACGAAGAAAAUGUGGACACACAGUCCGAAAUCGAAUAUGGAGAAGCCAAACGCUUGGAGCGUAAACGGAUCUUGGAAGAAGAAGAGCCAAUUCCUAGGAUAACCAAACGCUCUAAGAAAGGCCUCCUGGAACCUGGAUAUGACGAUGACCAGGUUUCGGGCGAUCUUUCUGGCCGAGGGGAUGGUCUUGGAGGUCGUGGAUCUGCCAUGUCGACUCCAUUACACCCCUCGUCCAAACGUUAUCCGGAUGAUGAAGAUGACUAUCAAACCCCGGGACAAUCUGCCCGUUCCCGGUAUAAGCGACCCAAGCGGGAUUCAUCUCUUAAUCGUUCUGUUGGUCAGCAGCGCCUCAUCCUGAAGACAAAAAUGGAGCAUACCCCUGACGCUUCUUCUCCGGCCCCUCCAGGUUCUGGUCACCCGAUUCUCAAUAGGUUUGUUACGGAGCCUUCUUUGCCCCAGCAGACCUCUUCCCGCCGUCCCCGCCCGCUUACCCAGCAUCAGCUGGCUGUAGAGCAAAACAGGCGGCAGCGUAUUGAAUACAUCCUCGCCAAGCGGAAGAACGAGGCCUACCGGCUCCUCCGCACGAAACGUGAAACCGAAAUUCCGUUCCACCGUUAUAAUCGCUUGCUACAGAACGUCCCCGAUAACUACGACACGGAAGAUGAGGAGAACUCGUGGGGUAAGGGGGGCUUGAUUCCCAACCCUGAAGAGGAGGAAGAUUACGGCGAGUGUGCCAGCUUCUACUUGUCCGUCAUUCGUAAAGCCGCAAGGCGACUAGACAGGUGGGACUAUGAAGAUGCUAAUGGCCCGAGGAGAGACCGAAAAAAGGAGAGGGAAGAGCGGCAGAAGGCGAGACAAAGCGGAUUUGGUCUUGACACGGAGCUGACAGGGCGUGUGCCAACCUCUGCACGUAGCAGAGCUCGGGCCGCGCGUAAUGCCAAGCGCAAGCUCGCCGGUGCGACUACGGAUGCUUCUACGGCGGCGACUCCCAAGAAUAAGAGCACGUCGGUCUCUCGUUCUAAGAGCAACCGGAGCCGUGCAAGCCGCCCGGCCGGGGAUGCACUGGCAGCUCCUGAUGGUGCGACUAAGGAUAGUCUCGAGGCACCAUCUCAAGACCAGGAACUGUCAUCGAUGCCCGGGGAUAUGGACGGUGAAGCAGAAGAAGGCCUCGAUGACAUCGAUCGCGAACUUCUUGGCGAAGGAAGCGGUGAGGAGGAUGAGGGUGUUUCUCGAGGGCCUCUACCUUCUCGUCCUGUGGAGCCAGGCUACGAAGAUAGUUUCAUCGGCGAAGGGGGAGAUGACGAUGCAGACGCGUUGUCUUCGGAUGAGAAUGAUGAUGAAGCAGAUGACGAUGAUCUUGAGGAAGGUGAUGGUGACGAAAACUCGUCCACAUUCGAAGGCGGCAAUGGAUAUGCCGCCAGUGAGGCUUCAUCAGUUGCUGGCGAUGCCGUUGGUAAAAGCUUGGAAAUACGAACGGGAGAGAAAGACGAAGAAAACCUAGGCGAUCUUUGA